Carica papaya (papaya) is the source of this 919-nucleotide messenger RNA. It is a transcript of the gene SHW1, whose product is annotated as short hypocotyl in white light1. Gene Ontology annotation, biological process: regulation of abscisic acid-activated signaling pathway; negative regulation of photomorphogenesis. The record is from RefSeq and is a predicted model, not a curated record. Lineage: Eukaryota; Viridiplantae; Streptophyta; Magnoliopsida; Brassicales; Caricaceae.
AUUUUUUUGAGAAAAAAUUUUGAUAGCUCCUGUAAAUCCGAAUUCUCAGAUGGCAGCGGCAGCCCAAACCUUAUCGUCACCGCCUUGCAUGAAUCUCACACCAACGAGAACCAAGCCUCUUCUCCACUCCUCACUUUCACCCACUGCAAUUCUCCCACUUCCUCUUCACCUUCAUCUCCACUACAAAAAACCCACAGCAAUCGUUUGCAAUGCCCAGUUGGACAAUUCGGUGGGCGAAGAACACGAUUCAAUUGACGAUCCAUUCUUCGAUAUGUAUGCAAUGGCGGAGAGUGAGAGUGAUGAAGAUGAUGAGACAGAGAGCAGCGUUGAUCUGCUGAUAAGGUUCUUACAAAGCAUGUUCAAGAAGGUCUCGAAGCGUGCCAAGAAAGCCUCGCGCUCUCUCUUGCCUCCGGCUAUAUCGCCACAGCUGGUGUCUUUUGCAGUUGAUGGGAUCCUGCUCUUGGCUUCUCUUUCAAUUAUUAAGGCAUUUCUUGAGGUAAUCUGCACACUCGGAGGCACUGUAUUUGUGGCACUUCUCCUGCUACGCGUGAUCUGGGCUGCUAUUGCUUAUUUUCAAUCCAGCGGGGAUGGUGUUAGCCAUGGUGGAAGUUUCUCUGGUGACACACAGCCGGUCACAUAAUUUACUGUUGGCAGUAACUUUCCUUUCCUACUCCUCAUGCACCUCAAUAUGCUUACUCAGAAAAAAAGUUCUAAACUAACAAGUAGUUGAAUUCGUAUGUAAAUUUAAUUAGGAAACCAAAUGUGAAUAGAAUGUCUUCCCAACUUCCCACCAUUUUUUUGUUAUUAAAAAACCUCUAUAGACCUCUUUCUAAGUCAUUAUGUUGCUUGAGUUUUUCCUUGUAUGAUUGCCACAGCUGGUCUUCCAGACUUUAUCACAAAGAUUGCUGCAUUCCUUUUC